AUGCAUCCUUGUGUUUUUAUAAUAUUCUCACUUCUUUUGUUAUGUCCGGAGACUACAAGUGCUAACCAAUUGGCAGCAGUGGGAGGAGGAGAUGAUGAUAAUGGUGCUGUGAACAGGUGUUUUAAGAAGGAGAAAGAUGGUCUCCUUCAUUUCAAAGGUCUCCUUCAAGACCCUUAUGAUUGCCUCUCUACGUGGACAGUUGAACAAGACAACUGCUGUGAAUGGAGUAGAGUGACGUGCAACAACCAAACAGGUGGUCAUGUCACAGAGCUUGAAGUUGUGUCCUGUGGUCUUGUAGGUGAGAUUCGCCAUGCAUUGGUUAACUUAACCUACUUGAAUUAUCUUGAUCUUUUCGGAAAUUCUUUUCAUGGAACCAUUCCCACGAUCAUUAGUUCCUUGACUCAAUUAGGGGUCCUUGACCUUUCUUUUAAUUCUCUUUAUGGAACCAUUCCUCUAGAGUUCGGAAACCUCACCAACUUGGAAUGGCUUUUCCUUUCAAAUUUUGGAAGGUGUAGAGUUGAGAACCUCGAGUGGUUGUCUAAUCUAUCUCAUUUGGAGGAACUUCACAUGGAUGGGAUUUCACUAGCCAAAACAAAUCAUUGGGUAGAUGUUAUUCUGAGUCUCCCAAAACUCUCUGUUUUAAGUUUAUCAGGAUGUGAGCUGUCACAGGUCAUGUAUCCAUAUUCUUCUUCAUUUCUCAACUCUUCUUAUUCCUCAUCUAUUGAAUACCUUUCUCUCGGAAACAACAGUCUCACCUCAUCCAUGUAUCGUUGGUUGUUCCCAUUAACCAGCAAUAGCCUUAUAUAUCUUGAUCUCUCUGGCAACAUGUUAGAUGGGAUACCCAAAUAUCUUGGUAACCUCUCUAGUUUGGGAUGGUUGUUCUUUCAUAGCAACUCUGCUGCUGUCAAAUUUCCUGAUUUUCUCAAAAACUUGUCUGGAUGCACAUCGCGGUUGUCUGCUUCAGGAAGCCAAUUUACAGGGUCAUUGCCUGAUUCCACAGUUCUUGCUCCAGCUUUUGCACUUCACCUCUUGAGCAAUAUUCCUUCAGCAUCAUCUUCUUUAAGUCCUCCCAACUUAACGAGUUAG
Lactuca sativa (garden lettuce) is the source of this 1086-nucleotide messenger RNA. NCBI's taxonomy places the organism in Eukaryota, Viridiplantae, Streptophyta, Magnoliopsida, Asterales, Asteraceae. The record is from RefSeq and is a predicted model, not a curated record.